Molecule: messenger RNA, 1497 nt
Organism: Rodentolepis nana
Lineage: Eukaryota; Metazoa; Platyhelminthes; Cestoda; Cyclophyllidea; Hymenolepididae
Source: the annotation of a GenBank genome assembly
AUGUCUGCUAAGGACUUGACGUACACGGAAGAGGGUUCUGGGUACGGGAGUCGUCACGAGGAGACCCCUAAAGGAUGUUGGGCAAAAUUUGUAAAGAUUAUAAAGGACAAUCUUUUCAUGCUUCUCAUUCUUCUUGGUGUAGCUGUGGGCUUCGGAAUUGGAUUUGGUCUUCGAGCGGCUACUGACUCUCCCAUCGCCGUACAGUGGGUCGUUGUUGCCAGAAUCAAUCCCAAAGAACAGGGUAUAACCAGUGUUAUAACUCUACUUUUCAUAAUUGGAAUGAAUGUUCUUGGUGCUGCCAUUGGUACAGCUACCUCAGUCUUAAUCAAGCCAGGUGCAGGAGUUGGCAAGGCGAAUGAAACGGAAACUGAUGACCCCAGACUCCGACCCACAACGUCAGAUGUUUUUGCAGAUCUCGUUUUAAACAUCUUCCCCGACAACAUAGUCGGAAUGUGUGUUCAACAGACAAAAACUUCAUAUGCUUACGUCGAAGGAACAAACAAUACGGAAGUUAAACGUAUUGUUGGCACAAAUGGAUCAAAGGACUUGAUUGGUAUUCUCCUCGUAUCGAUUGCCUUCGGUUUGGCUGCUCGAGGAGCUGGAAAGAGUGGCAAACCUUUUCUUGACUUCUUCGAGUCUCUUUGUGAAGUUACUCUUAAACUCGUCCGUGCCUUCCUUUUGUUGACGCCUAUCGGUGUAUGCUUUAUGAUCGCCGGUGCCAUAAUGGGCGUCAAAGACUUGGCAACCACCUUCUCCAAUGUUGGCAUGUUUGUGGUUACCGUGACCGUGGGUAUUGCUAUCCUCUUCAUUCUCAUAAUCCUCAUCCACUUCCUCGCCACCUUCAGUAAUCCCUUCCCUUUCCUCCCUCGAACCCUCAAAGCUUGGUUCAUCAGCUUUGCAACAACCUCUCCCAUCGUCUCCCUACCUGAAAUGUUCGAAGGUUGUGACGAAUAUGGGAUUCGAAAAGAAAUCUCACGAUUCUUUUGCCCUAUUACUACAACUAUGAAAUCUGAUGGGCCUGCUGUGUUCAUUUCCUGUGCUUGCAUGUUUGUAUCUCAGAUGGAAUUGGGUACUGUGCCCGCUACAACUGUUGUGGUUAUCUGGCUGUUGACGUCUGUAUCGGUGCUGGCCAUCCCCCACGUACCUAGUGCAAGCAUCCUCAUUGCCAUUACCAUCUUGAACUCAGCGAACGUACCAACAACGAGUGUCGUCUACCUCUACGCCGUAGAUUGGUUGCUUGACCGCUUUCGUGCGGGCGUUUCCACAAUAGUGACCAUGUAUGGCGCAGCCAUACUUCAGGGCUUCGCUGACAAGAAAGCAUCGAAAGCCCGCUAUGAUGAUGAUGGUUAUGUUGUAAAAGAAGAUAAUGUAGACCGUUUCCGAGCCGGUAUCAACACCUUAACCGUCAUGUAUGGAGCCCUUAUUAUUGACAGCAGAAUGUCCAAGAAACAGCAAGCGGUUGCUUUUUCUGAUGGUGACGUGGUGGUGUCUGGUUAA